Exophiala bonariae is the source of this 1890-nucleotide messenger RNA. RefSeq lists its product as uncharacterized. The coding region runs from base 1 to 1890 and encodes 629 amino acids. Gene Ontology annotation, molecular function: zinc ion binding; DNA-binding transcription factor activity, RNA polymerase II-specific. The record is from RefSeq and is a predicted model, not a curated record. The transcript has 4 exons. Gene Ontology annotation, biological process: regulation of DNA-templated transcription. Lineage: Eukaryota; Fungi; Ascomycota; Eurotiomycetes; Chaetothyriales; Herpotrichiellaceae.
AUGGAAAGCUCGCUUCGAAACAUCCUUCAUGCCAACGAGAUAGAUUUCGAGCCUCAGAUUCGCUCCCAUUCCCAUUUGCCGGUCUCUGGCAACGCGAACACGGCAAAGUUCGACACAUUAGAGGCUGACAAUGCCUUGCCAGAAUCCAAGAAGCGAGCAGCCACGCGGAUCAAGUCGUCUUAUCCGCGGAAAAGAGCUAUACAAGCAUGUCAGAAGUGUCGUGUCCGGAGGACCAAGUGUAAUAACGAAAGACCAUCAUGUUCAAGCUGUUUAGCUAUUGGUGCGGAAUGCACCUACACCGAAGGGGACCACUCUAGCUUCGACUCUGCGAGUCUUGCGAUCCUGGAUAAGUUGAAUACGAUUGAAGAGCUCUUACGAAGAGGUGGUGAUCCUGAUCAGGGUACCUCGGCUCCCGCCAGCAACCUUGGAGAUGAAAAUCGAGGAGCCUUAUCCCGGCUCAAGACCUUGAACUCGCCUAGUCUGGAAAGGACAAAGGAUCCAACUCCUUGUCAUAUGAACAUUGAAGGGAUCUUGGCAUGGAGUGUCUUUGACGAUCUCAACCCGAACCUUGAUCUGAAGUCGCUGCUCAACACUCCAGAAGAUGGAUCUCAGGCGGGCUUAUUUAUGGCGACUGAAUUCGAUGAGCAUUUCGCGGAAGAAACCCUGGUUGCACGCUUUAUGGAUAAUGUAUUCAUCUAUAAUCCUGUGCUUGAAGAGGCGAAGAUUCAUAAGUAUAUGCGUGACGCUCGCUUCAAUGGUAUAGGGUGGGAUGCACAAUCGUGCUUAUUGCUUCUCAUAUACGCUCAUGGAUCGGCAGUAAGUGCUUUUGAUGGUGGUCACCAACCAAAUGCAUCGUCAUUCCGGAGCAGUCUGCAGUUCAAACAAUCUCAAUCUUUUUUCAACGCAGCACAGAAACGGAUGGGCCUCUUGCUGUGUAGGACUGGCGUGCUCGAAGCACAAUGUUUUUUCCUUGCUGGGGUGUAUUUGAUGGCGACCUUGCGACCCAUGGAAGCUUGGAAAAUGUUUGUGCAGGCGCUCGCUUGCUGUCAAGCAUUUUAUACUGGCAAAGGUUCACCUGGUGCCGAGCAGGAAGGGGAACAACGACUCAGGGAGAGCAUAUAUUGGACGUGUUUCAAAUCCGAGCUCGAACUUCGGCUUGAGCUCAACGUAUCGGAAACCUCAAUCUGGGAUCUGACGUAUCCUGCAUUCUUCCCUUCCCCACCGGAAGGUCUUCGAUCCCAACGAGAAAUUGUGUGGUACUUCUACCUUGCUGAGAUAGCCCUUCGACGACUCGGGAACCGCAUUCUGAAUUACAACUAUGAUACGAAACCAUCAAGUUCGCUGUCAGCGGUGGUGGAAACAGUGCUCGGCUUUGAGCAGCAAGCAGCGGACUGGAUCCGGUCGCUUCCUCAAUCGCUUGAGCUCGAAUCACCAUCAGUGGGUGAAGAAAGCGAACUGCACCACUCGUUGAAGUUCAUCCUGAAGGGGCACCUUCUGGAUUGUUAUGAGAUGAUGUAUUGGCCUUUCGUGGUUGCUGCUGUGAACCCCGACACUGCGGACCGGACGGCAACAUUGCCAGCGGCGACGAUGGAUGCCUUAGUGCACAAGGCAUUGGCGAUAUGUGUGGAACGGAUUGAUAAAAAUGAGCAAGGCUUUUUCUACCGGCACCAUGGAACUUGGUUAAUGUUGAGAUCAUGUACACGGAGCGCAUUUAUUCUUCUGGGGGCAGCUCGCACGGAGAAGCUGACCCUUUUGAUGCCUGAGGGAUGGCGUCAGGCCGUGGGCAAAGUGAUCGAAAUGCUCCGGUUUUGGAGACGAGAAAGUAAGGAUGUGGAGGAUAGAUUGCAGCUGAUUGAGGCACUGUUGGAUGGACUAACCUUCCAUCGUUGA